AGCACUGGGCCUGGCCCCACAUCCAGGCCCCAGGACCUCCAGUCCAAUGGUGCCUUCUUCCUCCCAGUCACACUUUCCCCUCCAGCACUAAGGGCUAAACCAGGAGGGGCUGACAGCCCAGGCGAGUCCUGGCGUGUGGCCGAGCAAUCUUGAGGGCACCGAGGAUUAUCCUGAGAUGAGACUCUCAUAAGCCCCCCAAAGCCAGGUGAGGCAGAAUCAACAUCAGCGUCCCUGCCACCAGUGCUUCACUGGUUCACACACUUUGGGCUUCAGCCAGGACCAGGCACCCUCGGGAGUCAGGAGCCAGCAUCUCAGGCCUGCGGCCAAGGUUUCUCUGGAGAAAAACCCAUGAGAGGCUGGUUCAAGGCUCUUACAGGCCUUAACCCUGAGCCGCCGCCACCUACGCACCAUGUUGAAGACGUCAUUGCUUGGAAGGGACUACAGUAGUGAGCCCAACUCCUUGGACAACGGGGCCAAGUCGCUCUCAGAGAGUAGCAGCACCACCACUUCAGAGAAGGUCCAUCCUGCUGAGGAAGCCAACGGAUUAACGAUGGUACAAACCUUGAUCCAUUUAUUGAAAUGCAACAUUGGCACAGGGCUCCUGGGGCUUCCCCUGGCCAUGAAAAAUGCUGGCUUAUUGGUCGGUCCUAUCAGCCUGCUGGCCAUCGGGAUCCUCACUGUGCACUGCAUGGUCAUUCUGUUGAAUUGCGCUCAUCACCUCAGUCAGAGACUGCAAAAGACUUUCGUGGACUACGGAGAGGCCAUGAUGUACAGCCUCGAAACCUGCCCAAACGCCUGGCUGAGGACCCACUCGGUGUGGGGAAGGUACACUGUCAGCUUCUUAUUAAUCAUCACCCAACUGGGCUUCUGCAGUGUUUAUUUUAUGUUUAUGGCAGACAAUUUACAACAGAUGGUGGAAGAAGCCCAUGUGACCUCCAACACCUGCCAACCCAGGAAGAUCCCAGUGCUGACCCCCAUCCUGGACAUUCGCUUCUACAUGCUGACGAUCCUGCCCUUCCUGGUCCUGUUGGUGUUUAUCCAGAACCUCAAGCUGCUGUCCAUCUUCUCGACGCUGGCCAACGUCACCACCCUGGGGAGCAUGGCUCUGAUCUUUGAGUAUAUUGUGCAGGGGAUUCCAGAUCCCAGCAGACUACCCUUGAUGGCAAGCUGGAAGACCUUCUUGCUGUUCUUUGGUACAGCCAUCUUCACAUUUGAAGGCGUCGGUAUGGUGCUGUCUCUCAAAAACCAGAUGAAGCAACCACAGCAGUUUUCUUUUGUUCUGUACUUGGGGAUGUCCCUUGUCAUCAUCCUCUACAUCUGCCUGGGGACACUGGGCUACAUGAAGUUUGGGUCAAACACCCAGGCCAGCAUCACCCUCAACUUGCCCAAUUGCUGGUUGUACCAGUCUGUCAAGCUGAUGUACUCUAUCGGCAUCUUCUUUACCUACACUCUCCAGUUCCACGUCCCCGCCGAGAUCAUCAUCCCCUUUGUCAUCUCCCAGGUGUCAGAGAGCUGGGCACUGUCUGUAGACCUGUCUGUCCGCACAGCCUUGGUCUGUCUGACCUGUGUCUCAGCCAUCCUCAUCCCCCGCCUGGACCUGGUCAUCUCCUUGGUGGGCUCCGUGAGCAGCAGUGCCCUUGCCCUCAUCAUCCCGCCCCUCCUGGAGCUCAUCACCUUUUACCCAGAAGACAUGAGCUGUGUCACUAUUGCAAAGGACAUCAUGAUCAGCAUCCUGGGCCUUCUGGGGUGUGUAUUUGGAACAUACCAAGCCCUCUAUGAGUUGACCCAACCCAUCAACCAUUCCAUAGCCAACUCCACAGGUGUCUAUGCAUAACUAUCUAUUUUUAUUUUAAUAGUUCUCCCUUCCUCCCAUCCCCAAUUUGAUUUCCAUUGUGGAUGUUAUAUACAUUCAUCAAACCCCAACAUCUCUAUAUUAAUUAGCCGCUUCUUCAUUUUUCCAAGAGAAAUGUAGAUGACACAAGUCAGUACUGAUCCCUCUCAGGUUGUGCCUUUUUGGUUUGGAUAUCUUUGGAGGUCUUUUGUAUCUCUGAACCAAAACCACAUUCAACCAUUUGUAUUAUCAGCCUCAUUUAUGGGGAAAAGGGAUCCCGGGAAACAGAGACCAAUCAUGAAUGCAAGUGCAAAGUCAGUGGUCUCUACUCUUCAGUAGCUGCCCUUUAAGUGUCAGAUUUAGAAAAGUAUAUGUUGGAGAAAGGGGGUUUUCUAUAUACUCUUCUAAGUGGAAGAGUCAUAUACAGAACAAAACUAGAACUUAGCAGUAAUUUUGUCCAACCAUUGGCUGUGCCACUGAUGUCCUAUGGGAUCUAGGGCAAGUUCCUCCCUCUCUCUGUGUCAGUUUCCCUGUCUAUGAAAUGAAGGAUUGGACCUAUUGGUUAUUAAGGGCUCCUCCAGCUCUGACAUCCUGAAAGUGAAAAAAAGAAAAUAAUUUAUCCUUUAACCACA
This is a messenger RNA of Ceratotherium simum simum (southern white rhinoceros), 2463 nucleotides long. RefSeq names its product solute carrier family 36 member 3 (gene SLC36A3). Gene Ontology annotation, biological process: proline transmembrane transport; proton transmembrane transport; glycine transport. Gene Ontology annotation, cellular component: vacuolar membrane. NCBI's taxonomy places the organism in Eukaryota, Metazoa, Chordata, Mammalia, Perissodactyla, Rhinocerotidae. Gene Ontology annotation, molecular function: glycine transmembrane transporter activity; L-proline transmembrane transporter activity; amino acid:proton symporter activity. The record is from RefSeq and is a predicted model, not a curated record.